Molecule: messenger RNA, 180 nt
Organism: Dentiscutata erythropus
Lineage: Eukaryota; Fungi; Glomeromycota; Glomeromycetes; Diversisporales; Gigasporaceae
Source: the annotation of a GenBank genome assembly
AUGACUGAAUUGGCUGCUGAAAAACUAUUGGUGAACUUCGGUGCAGAAAUUCUCAAGCUUAUUCCAGGUCGGGUGUCAGUUGAGGUAGAUGCAAAACUUUCUUUUGACACCGAUGCGACAAUCAUCAAGGCCAGGCAUCUUAUUUCACUUUUCAAGGAAAUUGGUAUUGAUAAGUCACGA